Meloidogyne enterolobii is the source of this 224-nucleotide messenger RNA. The record is from the annotation of a GenBank genome assembly. Lineage: Eukaryota; Metazoa; Nematoda; Chromadorea; Rhabditida; Meloidogynidae.
UCUACUUUAAAAUCUUAGAUUUUUUGUCUUGUUUUGGUUUCAAAUCUUUUUUAUAUCUACAUGUGUUCUCACACCAACUUCAAAUCAGCUUCAACUCUUUUCAAUCAUACUUUAGUUUCUCAUUCUUCAUCAUUUCCCUCCUCAUCAUCAUAUUCUUCUUCUCCUGCUUCUCCUUCAACUUCUUUAUCAUCGCCAGCAUUAUCUGUAAAAAUUUAUUAAAUAUC